AUGCAGAUAAGAAAAGAUCCUAGAGGGUGUUCACAGUCAGGGAUGAUGUUCACAGUCGGAGAGGAUGUAUACCGUUUGGACUUACCUGAUACAUCACAUUUGUAUCCGAUUUUUCAUGUAAGUAUCUUGAAGAAACACAUUAGGGACUCAUCUAUUUCAUCAACGGGUCCUCCUGAAUUAGAUGAAAAGGGUCAGUUUCGAAUCGAGCCAUAUAAGAUAUUGGACAGAAGAGUAGUGAAUCGACAAAACAAACAUGUCACUCAAUUACUGGUGCGAUGGACAAACCUUUAUGAGACGAAUGAUACCUGGGAAGAUUAUAUCGUUCUUAGAGGACAGUUACCAAACUUUGAUCCUUGGGGACAAGGAUCUUCUCCAACGGCGGGUAUUGUCAUAGUACAGAGGAGAAGGACGCAAAGCGAAGAGGAAAUUGGUGAAAGUGAGAGUCAAGGUGAUGUAAAGUAA
Molecule: messenger RNA, 462 nt
Organism: Hibiscus syriacus
Lineage: Eukaryota; Viridiplantae; Streptophyta; Magnoliopsida; Malvales; Malvaceae
Exons: 1
Coding region: 1-462 (153 amino acids)
Source: RefSeq, a predicted model, not a curated record